AUGGGUGAUAAUGAGCAACCUCUGAAUCGAGAACCCCCAACCAAGGCUUUAAUCAAUCAUUACGAUCGUAAUCAUGGGCCUUUGCCGGAUGUCCUGGAUGGCGAAAAGCACUCUGUCCAAAUCAGCGGCUUGGUCCAGACUCCUAUCACACUCACUGUCGACCAACUGCGGUCCGAAUUUGAGCAACAUGAAGUGACAUGUGCCCUAGAAUGUGCAGGGAAUCGGCGCCAUACAAUGCGCACGCUCAUUAAAGAAGUCCAGGGCAUCGACUGGGGCGAUGCGGCGAUCAUGAACUGCAAAUGGAGCGGACCUUGUCUCCUUGACGUUCUCGAACGAGCAGGUCUACCUCUGGGACCGGAGGCAUCUCGAAACAAUCUUCAUGUUGCUUUGGCGUCCCAUCAGUCAAAAUGCGCAGAUGAGGAUCAUUUUGAGAUUAGUGUCCCGCUAGAUGUGUGUGUGCGACGGGGAAAAGAUGCCAUUCUUGCUCUUGGUGUAAACGAUACCGUCUUGGACCACAAGCACGGCCACCCCAUUCGUGUCGUCCUUCCCGGUGUCGUGGGUGUCCGAUGGGUCAAAUGGCUCGAUCAGAUCCUCAUACAAGACCACGAAUCACCCAACAUCUACCAACAACGAGACUAUAAAAUUCUGCCCCCGGAUGCAGUGGACAGCGAAUCCGCAGAGCAGCACUGGCACCGCACUCCCCCCAUGUACGACAUCCCCAUCAACUCGGCCAUCGCAAGUCCAGCCGAUGGCGAAACCGUGCGUCUCUCUCCCACUGGCACUGUCAAGGUCCAGGGAUACGCUAUCCCACAAGGGGCGGAUGGGCCCGUGGUGAGUGUGCGGGUUUCGGGGGAUGGUGGAGAGUCAUGGACGGAGGCUGAAUUGGCCGAGUCUGAGUCAAAGUCAAAAUGGUGCUGGGUGUUGUGGACGGCCAAUGUCAAGAUGAUACCGGGGGAAGAGAGGCAGAUAUUGAGCUGUGCUACCGAUGCGGCGGGGAACUCACAGGAAAGUGAGCAUUCUCAGUGGAAUCUGAGAGGCGUGGGAUAUAGUGGUUAUGGUCGGGUUAUGAAUCUCACCCUUGUACAGCCUUAG
Penicillium diatomitis is the source of this 1092-nucleotide messenger RNA. Its product is annotated as putative sulfite oxidase. Gene Ontology annotation, molecular function: oxidoreductase activity; molybdenum ion binding. NCBI's taxonomy places the organism in Eukaryota, Fungi, Ascomycota, Eurotiomycetes, Eurotiales, Aspergillaceae. The transcript is spliced from 3 exons. The coding region runs from base 1 to 1092 and encodes 363 amino acids. Gene Ontology annotation, cellular component: mitochondrion. The record is from RefSeq and is a predicted model, not a curated record.